AUGAUCCGUCGCGGCGUGGUGGAAGAGGUGAUCCCGGGUAACCCGGUGAUGGUUCGGGUGGAUAUCGGAGAUGUGCUUUCGCCGCCGUUGCCCUGGAUUCAGAUGCAGUCCGGGCGUUACAUGCAGGUCAGUAAUUACCCGGCACCAGGAGAUGCGGUCACGGUGAUAUCGGAGGCGGGCGAUCUGCGUAACGGUCGUGUGUAUCCGGGGGCGAAUAUUGACGCCAUUCCUGUACCGGCGGGCAGUGAACACGAGCAUGUUAUUUUGUUUGAUACCGGAACGGAAAUCCGUUACGACCGUAAAGCCAAUGCCCUGUCCAUCACGCUGGCUGAAGGCGGCAGCUAUAAAAUCACCGGCAGGGGAACGCUGGACGGUCCGGUGGAAAUCACGGAUACCCUGACUGUGCAGGGAGAAACGAAGAUUAAUGCCGAUACGCAGGUUCUGGGCAAUAUCGGUGCCUCACAGGAGAUCACCGAUAAAACCGGCAGCAUGAGUAAAAUUCGCGAAAUUUAUAAUACUCAUGAUCACCCUGGCGACAGCGGGGGAACCACCCGUAAACCUAACCAGGAAAUGUGA
This is a messenger RNA of Cooperia oncophora, 576 nucleotides long. The record is from the annotation of a GenBank genome assembly. Lineage: Eukaryota; Metazoa; Nematoda; Chromadorea; Rhabditida; Trichostrongylidae.